GAUGUAUCAAUCGGCGUAUGAAUACCCCCGCAGGUCACAUCGGGCAUAGAUCCUCUCUCUACGUGGUUGAUUAAAACGCAGCCACAUUGGAGCCAGACGAAGGUUUCCCUAAACACUAGGACGGAUAAACGGACGCAGUACGCAAGUACUGUACGACUCGGCUCUGUCUACUGACUACUGAGUAUAGAACAUGGCAACGAACUCUGAGGCGGUGCCGAAUGUGGAGGAUGAGGCCUUUGAGCCACCAACAUACGACGAGGCCUUCCCAGCCCUCAAGGCGGAAGUGCGAGAACCAACUCCCAUCACUGAUGACUUUACAUGGCAGCCCAAGUUUCUGAACCGAUCUAAAUGUACUCAGGUCUUCACCGUACCCCUGGAAGAAAGAAGGUUCAAGGAGAUGAAGGAGACCCAGUUUGGAGAAGAGAGUGAACAAGCCAAGAUCUGCAAGGAAAUCAUGAAUAAAACUGAUGUGUCAAUUGAAAUCAGCUUGGCCAAGGACCAAAGUUUGACAGUAGUGAUUCAUGGCAAGGCACAGGACGUGAUCAAGGCACGGCGUGAAGUUCUCACAAGGCUGCAGACUCAGGCCAACAUUCAAAUCAAGAUUCCUCGUGAACACCAUCGGUUCCUCCUCGGCAAAAGUGGGAAGAAACUGCAAGACCUUGAACUUGCAACGGCUACUAAGAUAUACCUACCCCGUGCUGAAGAGAACUCGGACAUUGUUCGAAUUGUUGGAACGAAGGAUGGCAUUGACAAGGCCAGACAUGAGAUCCAAAUCAUUUCUGACGAACAGGCUAAGUUGGCGUUUGAACGACUCCCAGUACCGAAAGUGUUCCAUCCAUUUGUUUGUGGUCCUAACAACGCCAAUAUCAAACAGCUGAUGGAGGAUACAGGUGCAAAGAUCAAUGUUCCACCACCCAGUGUGAUGAAGGACGAGAUCGUUGUAUCUGGUGAGAAGGAUGGGGUGAUGAAGUGCAAGGCUACAAUCAUGCAGAUCUGUGAGGAAAAGCGCCGGAAAUGUCAAACGGUAUCAGUGGAGGUCCGCAAGUCUCAACACAAGUACAUUAUCGGACCCCGUGGUGCUGGCAUAUCUGAGAUCCUUGCCAACUGCGGGGUCUCGGUGGAAGUCCCUGCCCUUGACAGCUCCUCAGAGACCAUCACACUGCGCGGCGAGCAGGAUAAGCUUGGUCCUGCCCUCACUAUGGUGUACUCCAAGGCUAACAGUGUAGUGUUUGCUGAUGUUGUGGCUCCAUCUUGGCUGCAUCGGUUUAUCAUUGGUAAAAAGGGAGCUAACAUCAGGAACAUCACGGAGGAAUACACCAAGGUCCAUAUCGAAUUCACGGAUGGCCAAGACAAGAUCACGGUUGAAGGCCCCCCAGAGGAGGUUGAUUUGGCUGUCAAGUCCUUGGAGACUGCGGUUAAAGAUCUGAAAUCUCGGAUGGAUUUUGCAGAAGUUCUUAUUGACCAACGUUUUCACAAGCAUAUCAUCGGUAAAAAUGGAUCAAACAUUACAAGAAUCAAGAAUGAAACUGGGGUGGCGAUAAGGAUUCCGAAUGACAGCGAGCACAGCAAGGUGAUUCGUAUCGAGGGCGACCCUGCAGGUGUCAUUCAGGCUAAGAAGGAACUCCAAGAGAUGGCACUGCGAAUGGAAAAUGAGAAAACCAAGGACAUCAUAAUCGAACAGCGUUUUCACAAGAGCAUCAUCGGAGCGAAGGGAGAGAAAAUCCGGGAGAUCCGAGACAGGUUCAACCAAGUUCAAAUCACCUUCCCCGACCCUGGCAAGAAGAGCGAUGUUGUAACGCCGGGCCCCAAGAACGAUGUCGACAAGGCUUUCAAGUACAUGCAGAAGAUGCACGAGGAGUUGGUUGAAAGUAAUCAUCAAGCUCAAGUUCAUAUCUUCAAAGGAUUCCACAAGAACAUUAUUGGCAAAGGUGGUGCCAAUAUCAGGAAGAUCCGAGAUGAAACUGACACAAGGAUUGACCUGCCCAGUGAACUGAGUGACUCUGAUGUGAUCACCAUCACAGGGAAGAAAGCUAAUGUGGAGCAGGCUAAAGAGAAGAUCGAGUUAAUUCAGAAGGAACUGGCCAACAUCAAGGAGAUCACCAUAGAAAUCCCCCACAAGCUUCACAACUCCAUCAUCGGUGCCAAGGGACGUCUCAUCCGAGCUAUCAUGGACGAGUGUGGGGGUGUGAUCAUCCGCUUCCCCAGCGAGGGCAGCACCAGCGACAGAGUGACGAUCAGGGGACCCAAGGACGACGUGGAGAAUGCCAAGAAACAGCUGCAGGAACUCACCAGUGAGAAGCAAAUGUCAAGCUUCACCAAUGAAAUUAAGGCCAGGGCACAGUACCACAAGUUCCUGAUUGGAAGAGGAGGUACAAAUAUCAGGAAGGUUCGUGAAAACACAGGUGCUCGUAUCAUCUUCCCAGCCAAUAACGAUGCUGAUCAGGAGACGAUUGUUGUUGUCGGGACACAGGACUCUGUGAACAAGGCCACCAAGGAACUGGAGGCACUGAUCAGCAAUCUGGACAACAUUGUUGAGAUAGAUACAAAUGUAGACCCCAAACAUCAUCGCUAUUUUGUUGCUCGCCGGGGUGAAGUGCUGAGACAGAUUGCGGAUGAGUAUGGUGGAGUGACGGUCAGCUUCCCUCGUAGUGGAGUGAAGAGUGACAAGGUCGUUAUCAAAGGUGCUAAAGAUUGUGUUGAGGGAGCUAAAAAGAAAAUACAAGACAUAGUGGCUGAUUUGGAUGCCCAAGUGACGGUGGAGUGCGUCAUAUCCCAGCAGCAUCACCGUACAGUCAUGGGGGCCAGUGGCUACAACAUCAAGGAGAUCACCAAGAACUUUGAGGUGGGAAUCAAGUUCCCUGACAAGCCCACUGCCAAUGGAGCAGCCAGACCAGAAGCAGCUGGUGAUGAGGAGCCGCUGGUGAACGGCGACUCGGAAAGUGCUGAAGGGGAAGGAGAGAAGACGAAAAAGAGAGACAUAAUCAUCAUCACUGGCAAACCCGAGAACUGUCAACAAGCCAAGGAUGCCCUGCUGGCUCUGGUGCCAAUCACUGAGGAGAUGCAGAUACCAUUUGAUUUCCAUCGGUUCAUCAUCGGCCAGAAGGGACGCGAUGUGCGCAAGAUGAUGCAGGACUACAAUGUGAACAUCUCCAUUCCACCGAUGGAGGAGAAGAGUGACAUCGUCCGCAUCUCUGGCCCCAUCACCAACGUUGAGAGGGCCAAGGCAGGCCUGCUGGAGAGGGUCGAACAGCUGGAGAAGGAGAGAGAGGACAGGGAACUGCAGAGCUUUGAACUGAAGGUGGAAGUGGAACCUGUGCACCACCCAAAGAUCAUUGGACGCAAAGGGCUAGUUGUGAAGAAGAUCCGAGAGGAUCAUGGCUGUCGCAUCCAGUUCCCAGAGAAAGGAGAUGAGAAUCAGAAUAUCAUCACCAUUGUGGGUUACGAAGAUAAAACUCACUUUGCUAAGGAGGAUAUUCUCAAGAUUGUCAAGGAACUGGAAGAGAUGGUGACUAUUGAGGUGCGUGUUGAUCACCGCAUCCAUCCCAGGAUCAUUGGCUUCAAGGGGCGAGCUGUGAGGAAGGUGAUGGACGACUACCAGGUGGACAUCCGUUUCCCCCGACCAGAGGAUGGGGACCCAGACAUUGUCACCAUCACUGGGAUGGAAGACAAUGUGUAUGAAUGCCAGGACCACUUGCUCAAUCUGCAGGAGGAAUUUCUUCAAGAUGUCAUUGACCAGGAGUACAUCAAGCAGCUUCAGCGUCCUCCCAGCAAGCAGGACGGGGACAACCGCGGUGGGCCACCAGAUCCGCGUGGCUUUGUUGUGAAGGAUGCACCAUGGGACAAGACUCCCGACACUGCCAGUACCGAGGAGUUUCCUGCGUUCGGUGCUGUAGUGGCACCCAAGUCCAGUCACGCUUGGGGUCCAUUAAAGCGCAAGAACUAAACUCACCACAUGGUAGCUUGCGACAUAGUAAAUUCUGUCAAUCUUUGGAGGGUUUCUAUAAAGCUAAAGCCUGCUUUUAGUUUGUUUUUCUGCUGUUAUUAUAUAAAUAAAACCUGAAGAAAUAUUUAAACAUUUCUUCAUUUUGUAGUUGUGAUCUACCCCUUGGGCAUUUAUUGACACUGUCCUAUUUGGAGUUCUAUAUCUACCUUACCAUGGCACCAAGUAAUUGUACUUCAAAGAAGAAAUGGCAAACUGAGGAUGACUGGUAGUUGUACCGUUAUGUUUUUAACUUCUGUUUGUUCCACUCACGUCUCUGAAUCCACAAGUAUAAUUACAGUGAGUUAGUAUUGUGAUAUAAAACUAGAGGAACUACCAAAGAGUUUCCGAGAUAUGUGUGGUACAUACAGACAUGUUUAACAUGUUAAUCUUUUAUGGGAUUUUUUUUUCUUGACAACUGGGGCCUGUGGGAUAGUUAUUCUUAGUUCCUGUUACGAUUCAGACCACUUGUACAAAGCCUUGUUUUAAGUUUUAUUGUACUAGUCAUUUUCAUGGAAAUGACAUGGUAAAAACUCUUGUGGCUGUUCGAGUCAAACUGUGAAAACUGUAAAUAGCCACUUAAAUAGUAGCUGCAAUAUUUUUGUCACAAAAAAUUAAAUUAUGCAAUAUUAGCUUAUGUGAACGGAACAAGAAGAAACCUAUUUUAAUCCUUCCAUGCUCUGUUCCAUUCCAAGCCACAAGGUCUGAAUGAUUAUGCAUGUUAAUUUUGUCAUGUGAUGUUGCCAUGGCAACCAUUCUAAGAAGGUUCUGCAAAGACAUUGUGGAAGCUUGUAGUCAUGUGAUAGUAACCAUGGCAAUCACCUCAGCAGCUGUUUCCACGGAAACAAUAAGAUUAAUAUUUCAGUGGAACUACGGAAGUUUGGGUGAUGGUCAUUUGUUUGUUUUCCAUGCAUAUAUAUUCAUUGAAUCAUUGAAUCGCGGCGCUCAUGAUGCUGCCGCUCAUGUAAUAUAUGUAAGAAUUCUGUGCACAGAAUGAGCCAUUGCAUCUCCUGUGCGUAACUAUCAUGAUAAUUUAUCAUGAGUAAUAAAGAAAUUUGAGCCAA
Haliotis rubra (blacklip abalone) is the source of this 5043-nucleotide messenger RNA. RefSeq names its product vigilin-like. Gene Ontology annotation, cellular component: nucleus; cytoplasm. Gene Ontology annotation, molecular function: mRNA binding. The record is from RefSeq and is a predicted model, not a curated record. NCBI's taxonomy places the organism in Eukaryota, Metazoa, Mollusca, Gastropoda, Lepetellida, Haliotidae.